UCUUCGUUGUGUCUCAUAAAUAAAAGACAGUGUUUGUUUGUCAAGACGUCAAUGAUGCACUUUUUUCAGUCUUCUAUGCCGACUUGUAUCAGAUUCUAUUUUCCAAAUCCAUCAUUGAAACAUCCUUGGUGAAGAUCCAGAUCCAGUAUAUCCUCCAUAAUGAGCUUUCCAACUUUACAGCAGUCUUCCCAGUUUUUCUGCAUGUCUUCCUCUAUCAAAAUCCCUUGUUGCAUGUUUUUACUGCUUGCCUGUUUCCAAGCUUUGCCUGUCUCAACAACCAUUUUGCAUUAAGCAAAUCCACUUUGUGUACAAGUAACACUUUGUGAUCAAACUCAUAUGUUUUCUUAGACCAGCAGUCUUCUGAUUAACGCUGGAGGAUGAUCGAUAGAAAAAAUAGUAGGGACAGACUCUUUAUUCAAAUUUGUGUACCUGCACUUUACCUCAGUGGGAAAAGGGGGGAACGACAAGAGAGAGAGACGAGGAGGAGGUCCACACUCUGCUCUGCUUGAGGAAUCGUCCCACUCAGACAUCUCUCUGCUCACGCUCUACUUUCUGAUAACCAAGGCCUGAAAGAAUAGAUUAAACAGGAAGAAAGAAAAGGUAGAGAUCGGAGGCUAAAGUGAUUUAAACAUCAAACCUUGAAGAUAUCGUGUGUGAAUCUUAUUUUUUCCCCUUUCACUGUCAUCAAAAGGCAACAACCUGUCACUCAAACAUCCUUUCCACAAAUGGAGAGCCUUCUCAACAACAUCAGUUCUACCGCCGAGCCCCUCUUGCCCCUCUUCACCCCUGCCCCGACAAACUGCAGCUCCUGGGACCAGCGCUGGGGGGGGCCGUACUUGCAUAGGUUAGCUCACCUAGAUGUCCGGUUGUACCAAGACUUCUAUGCUGUUUGGGUGUCUCUCAUGGUGUGUAACUGUCUCAUGCUGGUGGUCGGUGUGGUCCUCAACAGUUUGGCCCUCUAUGUCUUCUGCGGGGCCUCCACCCACUCUUCAGCCUCUGUGGUUUACACCAUGAACCUGGCCGUAGCCGACCUGCUGGUGGCGCUGUCGUUACCCGCUCGCAUCGCUCUGUAUCACAGCGGAGGCACCUGCGUGGCCUGCUCAUACGUUCACACCUUCAGCUACUUUGUCAACAUGUACUGUAGCAUAUUGUUUCUGACCAGUAUCUGUGUAGAUCGCUACCUCGCUGUCGUCCAUGCGUCCAGUACUCUGCACAAAUGCAGGACUACAGGAACAGCCAGGUGUGUCAGCGCCACAGUAUGGAUCAUUGCAGUGGUGGUCACCUACUCCUUUCAGACCACAGCGUUGGAGUUUAACUCCUCCUGUGUGCUCCUUCCUGCCCUUUUCUACCUCACCAUCCUGGAGUUCCUCCUACCCCUGCUGGCCGUGGUGGGGUUCACUCUGCGGGUCGCCUGUUUCCUCUCCACCAGCCACGGCCCGAUGCCCCAGCAGAGCCGGGCGAGGAGGGCACGCGCUGUCAGACUGCUGGCCACCGUCCUAGUGGUCUUCACCAUCUGCUUCACGCCCUUCCACGUCCGGCAGGUGUUGGUUUACUUCCAGGUGAAACUCAGAGGGGAGGCGAUGGGGCAGGGGGCGGGGCAUGUACUUGCCUACCACAUCACAGUCACUCUGAGCAGUUUGAACAGCUGCCUGGAUCCAGUGGUUUACUGCUUUGUGACGGACAGCUUCAAGAGAGUGUGGAGGUCGAGGAUGAGGGGGGAGAGGGGGUGGGAGGUGGGACACACGAGUGCAGGGGAAGGAGAGAGGCAUUCAGUCAACGGUACAGCUCUGGCGAUAGCUCACAGUGUGGCCACACUCACCCUGACAAGUUCUCCCCUCUCUGCAGCCCAUAUGGAACAGUCCGCUUAAGACAAAUAAAGGUGACUGACCUGGACACCUGUGGAUGGAUCAGUUCAGAAAAGAAGCCAUCAAAGACCGAUUGAUGUACAAAUCAUUUAGGAUAAAUUCACUGUAAAUAAGAUGCACAAUGUAAACAGAAUACUGCAAUGUUCUCAGUUCAUUUCCACCAAAGGACAUUGGUUUCAUGUCAUAUUCAACCCCUAAUGAUUCCUUCCUGUAUCCUCACCACAAUGAUCUAAUAAAAGUGAAAACACUU
Molecule: messenger RNA, 2115 nt
Organism: Labrus mixtus (cuckoo wrasse)
Lineage: Eukaryota; Metazoa; Chordata; Actinopteri; Labriformes; Labridae
Product: G-protein coupled receptor 20-like
Exons: 5
Coding region: 726-1868 (380 amino acids)
Biological process (GO): positive regulation of Rho protein signal transduction; phospholipase C-activating G protein-coupled receptor signaling pathway
Cellular component (GO): membrane
Molecular function (GO): G protein-coupled receptor activity
Source: RefSeq, a predicted model, not a curated record